AUGGAUUGCGCGUCGACGCUGUACUCCCAUCGCAACAACGGACUGAUGACCAGGUCGCUGGAGAAACUGCUGGAGGAGGCUCACCUGUGCGGCGAGUUGAAACUAGGCGGCCGCAAACUAAAGGAAUUCCCGGUGACGAAUAAAUACGAUUUGUCCGACACGACCAUCGCGGAUCUCUCUAAGAAUUGCUUCACACACUUUCCAGCCGAAGUAAUCAAAUUCUGGUCAUUAGAAUCUCUAAACCUGUAUCAUAAUGCUAUACGAUCGAUACCCAAUACAGUCACAUCACUUCAAUCAUUGGUGCAUCUUGAUCUCAGUCGGAACCGUUUAACAUGUCUACCAUCAGCUAUGUGUCAGUUACCUCUUGAAAUCCUAUUAUUGUCCAAUAACAAACUUAAACAGUUACCCACCGAAAUUGGAUUCUGCAAAACUCUUAUCGAGUUAGACGUAAGCUGUAAUGUGCUUAUUAAUUUACCACCACAGUUGGGGCAACUAUCCUCAUUAAAAUGUUUAAACGCACAAAAUAAUCUACUUAUUGAGUUACCAUUAGAAUUAACAUAUAUAAAAUUAGCAAGAUUGAAUGUCAGUUUGAACCGAAUAUCAUCUUUACCUGUUGAACUGCGAUUAAUGUCAAGUCUGGAAUGUUUGGAUGUAGCCAAUAACCCAUUGGUGUCUCCUCCAACUGCUGUUUGUAUAAAGGGUCGUAUUCAUAUAUUUAAAUGGUUGGAAUUGAAAAGCAUUAAAGAAGGCCGAAAUCGAGGAUCAUCGUGGAAGUUCAACUCUCUUAAGAGCAAUAAUCACAGUUUAGACAGUAACAUGGACAGUUUGACAUUAUCUGAAACAACUAGUCUCGUACAUUCUUCAGAUGAAGGUGCAAAUGGAAGCAUGGAAUAUUUGAACAAACCUGAUAGAAAGCAUAGGGAAACAAACAGAUACAAUAACAAUGCAAGCCCUGAAAUUGUACAUGUCAGUAAAAGCAACGGUAAUAUGUCAACAAAUGCAAAUAAAAUAUACUCUAGCAAUAAUAAUGGUAUCAAGGUAAAUGAUAAGCCAACACAUCACACACAAAGCUAUAGAGAAUACAAAGAGUUCCUUAAACAACAACGUGCCCAAGAAUCUAUUUAUAAAGGAAAAGUUCAAAAUUCAGACAAUAAUUAUGAUCAAAAGGAUAUCCGUCCAUACACAAAACCAAGUACACCUGAAAUUGUAUCAACUCCAGUCAAUAAUUUAUCAUUACCAAUGUCAUCAAAUCCUAGUAGUCCAAAUGUUUGGUCCAAGAAUAACACACAAAUCACUAAAAAUAAACUUCAGUUUACAAUGAAACGGGAGUACGAUAAAGCAAGAGAAGAGGCAGAACUUGUGAAACAACUACGUGAUACCAUUGAAUCACGCUUAAAAAUGUCUCUACCAAGUGAACUGUCACCGGCACUUAAUGAUGGAGUUGUGCUUUGUUACUUAGCAAACCACGUUAAACCUAGAUCUGUAGCUAGCAUUCACGUACCUUCACCAGCUGUGCCCAAACUUACCAUGGCUCGUUGUAGACGAAACGUUGAUAAUUUUUUGGAAGCCUGCCGUAAAAUUGGUGUGAAUGAAAAACUGAUUUGUUGUGCUGUGGAUAUUCUGGAGGGAAAAGGAAUUGUUCAAGUUGCCAUAACCGUAGCUGAACUUUUGAAAUUCCAUACAACGAAAACGCAACCUCAAACCGUACACGUGCCAUCACUUUUAAAUGUAUAA
This is a messenger RNA of Macrosiphum euphorbiae (potato aphid), 1734 nucleotides long. NCBI's taxonomy places the organism in Eukaryota, Metazoa, Arthropoda, Insecta, Hemiptera, Aphididae. The record is from the annotation of a GenBank genome assembly.